This is a messenger RNA of Engraulis encrasicolus (European anchovy), 3444 nucleotides long. It is a transcript of the gene lipea, whose product is annotated as lipase, hormone-sensitive a. The record is from RefSeq and is a predicted model, not a curated record. Gene Ontology annotation, biological process: triglyceride catabolic process; cholesterol metabolic process. Gene Ontology annotation, cellular component: cytosol. The coding region runs from base 412 to 2637 and encodes 741 amino acids. Lineage: Eukaryota; Metazoa; Chordata; Actinopteri; Clupeiformes; Engraulidae. Gene Ontology annotation, molecular function: sterol ester esterase activity; triacylglycerol lipase activity. The transcript has 11 exons.
ACUUUUCCUGUAGCGUUUCUGAAACGUGUUUCCUACUUUUGGAUACUGCUUGCCCCCGAUCAAAACCAUUAGGCUACAUUAUUGUCACUCUGUCGUUACAGUUACUUGAUUGUUGUUGUCAGUCACACCAAAACCGGUGGUCGGAUCUUGCGUCAAGUUCCGCGUUUUCGGAAAGUGCCGAAUUUCUGACUCAUUGGCACAGACUCACAGGCUAACGUUAAGAGAUACUGUAUUCUUGAUUGAGAUGUCUUUUUUGUUAGCUGAAUAGAGCUACGCCUCACCGCUGGACGAGUCUUGUUUGGAGUCGAAGAAUGUCUCCACUGCCUCCUUCCGUGCUGUUGGAAAGAUGAUAGCCGUAUAACCCGCUGUCUCGAAAGCUGAUAGCGUUGUCUCAGUUCUUGUGUGGUUGCCAUGGAGGAGAACCAGCUUGUGUUCUCCGCUCUGGAGGCUGCGUGUGAAGAUGCCAUCGCCGCGCUCUCCAGGACCACGGGGACGGGGACGCCGGCCGUGACGGUGGUGGCGAGUGACGGCGAGACGGCCUCGUGUCGGCUGCUGGAGUCGGUGCGGCUCAUCCAGGUCCACGGGCGCGCCCUGCAGCCCUUGGUCAAACACUUCACCACCGUGUACCACCACUUCGACCUGGACCCUCAGACGCCUGCCAAUGGAUACCGCACCCUGGUUAAGGUGGUGCGCGCCUGCCUGUUCCACAUCCUCGACAAGACGCGCUACGUGGCGGCCAACUGCGGCAGCGCCUUCUUCCGGACGGAGCACAACGCCGGCGAGCUGGAGGCGUACGGCCAGGCGCUGUGCCAGCUGCGGGCGCUCAUGCACCUGGGCCAGAGGCUGCUGGCGGAGAACGGCGUGGAGCAGCUCUACUCCACCCAGGACCAGGGGCUCAGCCGCACCUUCCUGCAGGAGUACAUGUCCCUGCACAAGGCCUGCUUCUACGGACGCUGCCUGGGCUUUCAGUUCUCCCCAGCCCUGAGGCCUUUCUUCCAGACGGUGGUGAUCGGCAUGGUCUCCUUCGGGGAGAACUGGAAGAAGCAGCAGUCUGGGAUAGGCCGGGCAGCCCUCUCUUUCUUCACCUCUGGGAAAUACGUGGUGGACCCGGAGCUCAGGGGAGCGGAGUUUGAACGCAUCACUCAGAAUCUGGACAUGCACUUUUGGAAAGCCUUCUGGAACCUCACAGAGUCCGAGCUCAUCUCAGGUUUGGCCAGUAUAGCGGCCAAGACGGUGCAGGUGAACCUGACCCUGACUAUUCCCCCGGUGACCCUGCGGCUGCCGCUGGCCUCCGACCCACGCCUCUGCGUAGCCGUCCACCCGCCCGUCGCCCACUCGGGCCCCGACUGCGUCAAGAUGAGGCUCAUCUCACACACGCUCCGAGAAGGACAGGACAGUGAGGAGCUGUUGGCCUACUCCCAGCCCGAGGGCUCGGUGGCCGCCAAGUCUUCUCCCCUGGGUCGUCGCCCACAGAAGGGACCCCUCUCCCCCUGGCUCAUUGUGCACUUCCACGGGGGCGGAUUUGUGGCCCAGACCUCCAAAUCCCAUGAGAGCUACCUGAAGAGCUGGUCUAGAGACCUGGCGGUGCCCAUCCUGUCUGUGGACUACUCCCUGGCCCCUGAGGCCCCCUUCCCCCGGGCCCUGGAGGAGUGCUUCUACGCCUACUGCUGGGCCCUGCAGAACUGCCACCUGCUGGGUUCCACAGCGGAGCGUGUGUGUUUGGCAGGAGACAGCGCUGGGGGCAACCUGUGCAUCACGGUGUCCAUGCGCGCCAUGUCCAACGGCGUGCGAGUACCCGACGGCAUCAUGGCCGCCUACCCCGCCACGCUGCUCACGGCCGACGCCUCGCCCUCGCGACUCCUCACGCUCAUCGAUCCCAUGUUGCCGCUCGGGGUCCUCUGCAAGUGCAUCAACGCCUAUGCAGGUGUGGAGUGUGGCAAGGUGGAGUGCAGUGAGGAGCUGAGCACGCUGGGGGCCCUGGGCCGGGACACGGCCACCAUCCUGACGGACCUCAGCCAGGGGGCCUCCAGCUGGUUCCAGUCCCUCCUGGACCCCGUCUCCCUCUCCAUGUCCUCCGCCGUGGACACCGACCGCUCGCCGGAGACACAACGACGGAGGGCUGGAGGGCGGGAGGAAGGUGGCGACGCACCGGGGACGAACGGCAGGGACGGCCGGCUGGAUUACCCAGAAGGCUUUGUGCCUCUGCGUUCAGAGCAGCUGUCGGAGGUGCGGGCUCCGAACUCGGCCAUCUUGAAGAACCCGUAUGUGUCGCCCCUGCUGGCGCCCACUGACCUGCUCAAGGGACUGCCUCCUCUACACAUAGUGGCGUCUGCUCUGGACGCCAUGCUGGACGACUCGGUGAUGUUUGCCAAGCGGCUCCGAAGCAUCGGCCAAACGGUGACCCUGACGGUGGUGGAGGACCUCCCCCACGGCUUCCUCAGCCUAUCGCAACUCUCCAAGGAGACCCAGGAGGCCUCGGAAAUAUGCACUCAGCGAAUCAGAGAGGUCCUUGAACAAGGCCCGCCCUCUGCGAACUGCGCGCGGCCAGCAGUGGACAUGAACAACCACAUCAGGCCGGUGGCGGACCCCUUUGGGUUGGCCAGAAGACACGAGGAAGCGGACGAGCUGAGUGAUUAACGCUUUGAGGAGUACCAUCACAAAUAUGUGAUUAGAAUUUUGCCCAAAUUUUGAGUUCUCAUUAUGAUGUCAUAAUGUCUUUGCGAGAUUUUUAACACAGACGUCUAUGGGAGCUGUAGAGUGUUCCAGUAAAAUUCUAGAAGAACCUCUAGAAAUUCCUUACUCCUCAAAGGGUUAAAGGGGAUUGUAACGGGACGAACGGCCUGAUUGGUCUUUGGAGUUUGGAGACCAUGUGGCAAUAACCAUGCAGUUCUAUUAAAGGGACCACUGUACUGUGCACCACUGUGCAUUAUGCUUAUGUAGCAAUAUUAAAAAUUGAAUGUAAACGAAAGCAUUGCAGAUGGACAAAAAGGAAAAAAAUAUGUUUUACCCUCUUCGCCUUUGCAUAUGAUCAUGUAUGCAUACCUUUUAUAUCAGUAUAUAUAAUAUAUCAUCUUGGAAUUAAAUGUUGGGCUUUUAACCUUUUCAUAAAUGUUAAUGUUUAUACCUUUUAAAGGUUCACAUAGCAAUAGCCGUUUACCAAUGGCCUGUGGGAAAAUCCGGAAUGCCUUAAUCUAACAGCAAUACGGGAAUAGUCUUGAAUUAAGACUAGUCAGUUUACUGUAUCCUUUAUGUUUACUGACAAAACUCUGGGUUCUACUCUGCACUGCUCCUAGAAUUUAAAUGUUGGAAAAAAUAUUUAUAUUUUAAAUGUAAAACUCAGUGACUUAUGUUUUCUGAUUCAUGUCUGUAGUGUAAAAUGAACAUAAUUAAACUGCGCUUUCACACCGGACUGCUCAAAUUCAUGUCAAACUUCAGGACCCUCUA